CCUGGCGUGCUCUGGAACUGCAGCUGUUGUUUCUCCAGCCGUUACGCGGAUCUGCAUCAAGUAGGAUCCACACUUGCUCUCUUCCUUGUGGAGGACUCUCCCACUCUCUUUUUCAGCCUUCAAAGGUUGCCCGUGUAAAAGAAGGGGGCGUGGUGCAAGUUGAAUCAGCAGCCAAUCAGGGCGCCUCGUUCUCUUUCGACGUCACAAUGCCUAGCGAUGCUUAGAACCUGCAGCAGCAGCGGCAACAACAAUAACAAUAACAGAGAGGUUCACUCCCUGGGGCCGAUCGUCUGGGCGUGAGUGGCCGGAGCCAGCAGCAGGAGCAGGCGGCGAGGGCUGCAGCUGCUACCGUCAGCCGCAUCGGAGGGAGGAAGAACAAACCGAGCAACCCAAGAGAGACUCAAAAAUAGAAACGCUUCUUCGCAGAAGCAAUGUCAUCGAGCGAGGCACCCGGGGUGCAAGAAGAGAAUUUGCAGGGUUCCUGGGUGGAACUCCACUUCAGCAGCAAUGGAAAUGGGAAUGCCACUCUGCCAGCCAGCCAGGAGCAAGACCCAGCUUCGAUUUCUAUUCACAAUGGUGACAUGGAGAAAAUUCUUCUAGAUGCCCAACAUGAGUCUGGAAGAAGCAGUUCACGAGAAAGCUCACACUGUGACAGUCCUCCUCGUUCUCAGACGCCUCAGGAUGUUCUCAGAGCUUCUGAAGUAGAGAGCCGUGGUAGUGGAGAAAAGAAUAGUUCUCAGUCUGAAGAAGAUUUCCUGGAAAGAAGGAAAGAAGUUGAACGGCUUUUGAAAAAGAAUUCUGAUUGGAUGUGGGAUUGGUCCAGCAGGCCUGAGAACAUUCCACCCAAGGAGUUUCUGUUUAAACACCCCAAGCGCACAGCUAGCCUCAGCAUGAGAAACACAAGUGUGAUGAAGAAAGGAGGCAUAUUUUCUGCAGAAUUUUUGAAGGUCUUUCUGCCAUCUCUGCUGCUUUCCCAUCUGCUUGCUAUUGGACUAGGGAUUUAUAUUGGAAGACGAUUGACAACCACACCUUCCAGCAGCUCAUUAUAAGAGGGGGAGAAAUUCCUGUCUCCUGCACCACUGUGACAACACCUGUCCAGGCAUGCAAAAUGGUGAAGAAAAGGAACUCUGGAGUGUGCAAUAGCUACCUGGCUCUGUAUGUCUUUUGUUCUGUAAAUAUUGUUCUCCUGGUUUAAUUGUAGAUGGGGAGGAUGAAAAGCAAAGCCAAACUCUAUGUAAGCCCCCCCCCUUUUUUUUUUUGCUCAAUUCUGCAGCAUAUUUUAGAUUUAACAUCUGAUGAGAUUCUGGAGAAAUGAAUUAAUCUUUUUAUAAGUAAUGGUACUAGUGUGUUUCAGGAAAAAAGAAUGUAACUUUCUUGUUAUUUAAGAUAAUACAUCAAGGAUGUGUAUGGCUAUUUCUGCUGUGCAAAGACUGGAUUAGGAUUGCUCGUAGUAGCACUCCCAGGAAAGAUUGGGACAGAAGUAGAUGGGAUCUUGCCUUACAUUUUUAAAGAACAGGAUCUUUUUACUUGAUUUGAAAUAAUUUAACAAUUUGCUUUAAGAUUUAAUAGUGAAUCCUAAAUACUUUUAAUACAAACCUGUGUGGUUGUGAUGGGAUACUUCCCAUUCUCUUUAAAUAUUAACGUGCUGUUCAAUGAUAAUUCAUAAUUGAUAUAUAUAUGCAUGACUUUAGUGUGGUAAGGCAGUUUAUACUAAUGCUGAAACAAAGAUCACUCAAAUGAAAAUUAUGGCAUAAAGCUGAUGUAGCUUGAGGGGAGUUGUGUUGGAUGAACAGUUUCCUUCCCUUCUGCCACUGCAGCUGCUGUACUUCCUGAAAUUGUGCUCCUGGGGUUAAUAGAUCCAGAGAAAACUGGGGAUCUGCAGUAGAAAGGAGAAAUUGGGGCAAAUCAUCCUCUCCUCGGCUGAUUCUGCACACGUUGGAUAAUGCACUUUAAAUGCAUUUUAUCAAUCAUUUGAGGUGGAUUUUUUGUUCCGCACACAAAUCCAUUCCAAAUGAUCUAUAAAGAGGAUUGGAAGUGCAUUAUCCAAUGUGUGCGGAAUCAGUGACAAGUGCUCUUCUGCUUGUUGCACUAACAGAAUGGCACGUUAGGAUCCAACCUUUAUUAACAAUCCAGAUAUUUAAGAAGAAAUAGCAGUGGUAGGUCAUAUAGACUGAAGGUCCAUUCAAAGAUUUUCUAUGACAAGCUCAUAAACCAUGCAAGUUAGGACAGCCACCAGCCGCUAUUCAUCCAGACAUCUGGUAAUUGGAGAGAGACUGCUUCUGAACAUGGAGUUUCUGUUACUGUCAUGUUUACAGUGCCAUUGCCCGAUCUACCUUCUAUACAUUCAUUUAAAGACAUAAAUGGUUAAGAAUAUCUUUUUUGCCCAAUGCAGAUUUGGCGAUAAGCGAAUGUGUCAGGAAAAGAAAUAAAGUUUCAUAACCAAGUCUGUGCAGGCACACAUUGGAAUUCCAGAGUGUAUAAAUCCACAAAUGCAACAUUGCCUUUUCUCAUAAAAGCCUGCCAGACUGGUGCCAUGCAUUCUACUGCUAAAUAAAUUUCAUUGAAGUUCAGUGGGACACAUUGUGUAAUACUGCAGACUUGAUUUUUACGCUGGAGAAUAGUAAGCGCUAUCAGUUUGAUAGCCUCCCCCCAUCUAUAUCAUAGCUUCAACAAUGAGCCUUAAAUGACCUCAAAUAACUGCUUCCUGUUUGGAAAGAAUAGUCAAGUACUGCCUGGCAUCCACCCAUAUUAAUAUUGUGUACUUAUAAUCAUAUCUGUUUAAAAGCAAAUUUGCUUUUCUCAUUGGCUUUGGCCUUAUCAUUUGGCAAACAUAGGUUUUUGUUUUUGUCCUUCUAGAACAGAACUGAAAUUAAUAUAUAGCUGUGUUACUGUGUACAGUGACAUCUCAUGUAAUUCAGCUGUGUAAGCAGUUUGCAUAAUUUGAAAUAUCAUAACUUAAUAAAUUAGGUAGUUAUGGGGGGAGGGAGUAACUCAGUUGGCCACAAUAGGGUUCCAUAUGCUAAGAUUUCCCCAAGUUAGCUGCUACUCCACGCUAACCUAUUCCUUCAAGCAACUGGGGUGGGACCACAGCAUCAUAGCAGAGCAUCUCCUUUGCUUGCACAGAGUCCCAGGUUCAAUUCCAGUUAAAUGGGUGAUGUGAGAGGUGCCUCCCUGAGACCCCGGAGAGUUGCUGCCAGUUAGAGUAGACCAUACUGAUCUUAAUAACUAAUGUUCUGAUUCAGCAUAAAGCAGCAUCGUAUGUAGGAAGUGGCUUCAGUUUGUACUUGCAGCUUUGCUGGAAAGAAUUUCCCCAUCUCCUUUAGAUGAAAAGAACAGCUACUUUAGUGAAGGGAUUUUUUUGCCAACAAGAGGACAUUCUGGCCUUCUAGGUCCUACUGCAGCCUGAAUGUUCCCCGUUUAAAAUGCUGCUCCUGGGAGACAGGAAACCGCUUGAGGGGCAAAUUGAGGAUUUGCAGCAGGUGGGGUGAAAGGGGAAAUGGGCAAAACCCAUUAGCAGAAGUCUGCUGCUAAUCUAAUUUGUAUUAAUUACAAUCUUUGAUUCCUUGGGAAGCUGUAGAACACUCAGUGUAUGUUUAGUUGUUAGUGACAGUUGUAUGUACUUCUGAAGUGAUCACUUGAUUUGUUCUGGACUGUUUGUAGACCUUGACAGUAUCCUUGAAGCUGGUUUUUCCUCCAUCUGCUACAGGAUUGUAAAUACCUACUGCAUUUUUGUGUAAUCGUUUGUACCACUAACUUUAAAACUAUGUUAGAAUAGUAUAUUAAGGGGAAAAUAUCAGAAAUAUCAUCUUCUGGCUAUUCAUAACAUUGACAAGCUGUGAAGUACUUUCUUAUGCAUUGAAUGUAUAUGGCAAGUGAAUUAUAUGAAGACAAUAAAAUGAGUAAACAUC
This is a messenger RNA of Eublepharis macularius, 3908 nucleotides long. It is a transcript of the gene BNIP3, whose product is annotated as BCL2 interacting protein 3. The transcript is spliced from 6 exons. Lineage: Eukaryota; Metazoa; Chordata; Lepidosauria; Squamata; Eublepharidae. Gene Ontology annotation, biological process: positive regulation of apoptotic process; mitochondrial outer membrane permeabilization. The record is from RefSeq and is a predicted model, not a curated record. Bases 432 to 1049 code for a protein of 205 amino acids. Gene Ontology annotation, cellular component: mitochondrial outer membrane; mitochondrial envelope; nucleus.